GCCAUGACAGCAAACCAUCAGAGGAUUUAUUUUACGUGUACUUUUCAAUUUUUAUCAUUUUAAUAUUUAAUCAAUCAUGAAAGCGCUUAUCCUUGUCGGCGGUUAUGGGACUCGUCUCCGUCCAUUAACAUUGUCCAAACCAAAACCGUUGAUCGAGUUUUGCAACAAGCCGAUGAUUCUGCAUCAAAUUGAAGCUCUUGUUGAGGCAAAUGUUAAUCACAUUAUUCUUGCCGUUAGUUAUCGAGCAGAGAUGCUGGAAAAGGCUCUAAAAGCUGAAGAAGAACGACUCAAGAUUCGUAUAAGCAUCUCUUUCGAGGAAGAACCUUUAGGAACGGCUGGACCUUUGGCACUUGCACGGCAUCUAUUAUUAGAAGACAAUGAACCUUUUUUUGUGCUUAACAGUGAUAUUAUUUGUGAUUUUCCAUUUCAAGAGAUGAUUUUAUUUCACAAAAUGCACGGAAAAGAAGGGACUAUUGCGGUCAAUAAAGUCAAUGAGCCAUCGAAGUAUGGUGUUGUUGUAUAUGACAACAGGGGACAAAUCAAAGAGUUUAUCGAGAAACCUCAAGAAUAUAUAUCAAACCGAAUCAAUUCUGGGCUUUAUAUAUUCAAUACAUCUAUUUUAAACAGAAUUCAGUUGAAACCAACCUCUAUCGAGAAAGAAGUUUUUCCUGAAAUGGCCAAGGAUGGUCAACUCUAUGCAUUCGAAUUAAAAGGCUUUUGGAUGGAUGUUGGUCAGCCAAAAGAUUUUCUUAUGGGAAUGAGCCUUUAUCUUGAAUUUUUACGUGAUACGCAACCUUUAUCUUUACAUCAGGGACCUGGAAUAUACGGAAACGUACUAAUUGAUCCUACUGCCAAAAUCGGACCAAAUUGUCGGAUCGGUCCUAAUGUGUCAAUUGGACCUAACGUCGUCAUCGAGGAAGGAGUGUGUAUCAAAAGAUGCACAAUUCUGCGAGACAGUUCAGUUAAAUCACAUUCCUGGUUGGAUAAUUGCUUAAUUGGAUGGAAAUGCUGCAUAGGACGCUGGGUGCGAAUGGAAAACACAUGUGUCCUUGGUGAGGAUGUGAUCGUGAAAGACGAACUUUAUCUGAAUAGUGUUAAAGUACUUCCUAACAAAUCAAUCAAUGCAUCCGUUCCUGAACCAAAUGUAAUCCUGUGAUGUUUUAUAAUCAAUUUACAAAUCAUAUCAAAAUCGAUUUUAAAAACAUUUUUAACAAUCUAAUGGCUGUUGAAUUUCGCUAUGAAAAUGUUUCUUUUUACUUAUAUAUUAUAUUUAUAAACUAUUCCUAUUUUUCGGUUGUAAUGGUACAAAGCGUAUCAAUGAAUUACUUUGAUUGAAACGAAAAUCUAAUUGUUGAAUAAAUACAAUCUAACUUGA
Molecule: messenger RNA, 1375 nt
Organism: Tetranychus urticae (two-spotted spider mite)
Lineage: Eukaryota; Metazoa; Arthropoda; Arachnida; Trombidiformes; Tetranychidae
Gene: Gmppb
Product: GDP-mannose pyrophosphorylase B
Biological process (GO): GDP-mannose biosynthetic process
Molecular function (GO): GTP binding; mannose-1-phosphate guanylyltransferase (GTP) activity
Source: RefSeq, a predicted model, not a curated record